AUGGUCAACUCCUGUUGUGGCUCCGUCUGCUCUGAGCAAAGCUGUGGCCAGGAGGCCUGCUGCCAGCCCAGCUGCAUGCAGACCACCUGCUGCAGGACCACCUGCUGCCGCCCCAGCUGCUGCGUGUCCAGCUGCUGCAGGCCCCAGAGCUGCAUCUCCAGCUGCUGCAGACCCCAGUGCUGCAUCUCCAGCUGCUGCAGGCCCCAGAGCUGCAUCUCCAGCUGCUGCAGACCCCAGUGCUGCAUCUCCAGCUGCUGCAGACCCCAGUGCUGCAUCUCCAGCUGCUGCAGGCCCCAGAGCUGCCAAUCUGUGUGCUGCCAGCCCACCUGCUGCCGCCCCUCCUGCUGCCGCCCCAGCUGCUGCAUCUCCAGCUGCUGCCAGCCCUCCUGUGGUGGCUCCAGCUGCUGCCGCCCCUGCUGCUGCCGCCCCUGCUGCUGCCGCCCCUGCUGCUGCCGCCCCUGCUGCUGCCUGCGUCCAAAGACCUGCUGCCAGCCCAGCUGCAUGCAGACCGCGUGCUGCAUCUCCAGCGGCUGCCGCCCCUGCUGCUGCCCGUGUCCAGCCUGUGGCAGGGUUUCCGGCCAUACCACUUGCUACCACCCAACCUGUUCUGUCUCCAUCUGCCCCCGCCCCAUGUGCUACGCCACCCUUUGCUGUUGA
Jaculus jaculus (lesser Egyptian jerboa) is the source of this 657-nucleotide messenger RNA. Its product is annotated as keratin-associated protein 4-6-like. The transcript has 2 exons. The record is from RefSeq and is a predicted model, not a curated record. Bases 1 to 657 code for a protein of 218 amino acids. NCBI's taxonomy places the organism in Eukaryota, Metazoa, Chordata, Mammalia, Rodentia, Dipodidae. Gene Ontology annotation, cellular component: keratin filament.